This is a messenger RNA of Rangifer tarandus platyrhynchus (Svalbard reindeer), 2073 nucleotides long. The record is from the annotation of a GenBank genome assembly. Lineage: Eukaryota; Metazoa; Chordata; Mammalia; Artiodactyla; Cervidae.
AUGGCGUGCCUGGGUUUCCGCCUCUUUCUCCUCCUCCUCUUCCUCCCGGCCAGCACCGCGGCCCAGGGGGAGUACGGCGUGGUCCACGUGGUGUCGGACACCUGGAGCAAGGACUACUGCAUCCUCUUCCGCUCCGACUAUGUCACCCUGCCCCGGGACCUGCAGCACGCCCCGCUCCUGCGCCUGCACGACGGCACCGGCACGCCCUGGUGCCCAGGCCAGGACUCCUCCGACCAGGCCCACCCCGACGGCUCCGCCAGCCAGCGGCCCCUCCACCGGACCACCGCCAUGGUCAUGAGGGGCAACUGCAGCUUCUACGACAAAGGCUGGCUGGCUCAGGGCCGAGGCGCCCACGGGUUGCUCAUCGUGAGCCGGGUCAGCGGCCAACAGUGCUCAGACAGCACCCCGGCGGCCCAGAACCCCCACAAGCCCCUCCCAGACCUCACCAUCCCCGUGGCCGUGCUCCGCUACACUGACAUGCUGGACAUCCUCAGCCACACCCACGGAGGCAACGGGGCCCACGUGGCCUUGUACGCCCCCCCGGAGCCCAUCCUCGACUACAACAUGGUGGUCAUCUUCCUCCUGGCCGUGGGCACCGUGGCCAUGGGCGGCUACUGGGCCGGCGUGACUGAGGCUGAAAGGCUGCAGCGGCGCCGGGCGCGAGGGGGCGGGGGGCCCGGCGGUCACCCUCCGCAGGGGGCCCUGGCGGCCCGGCGGGGGCCCGAAGACGACGACGAGGACGCGCCGGUGGACUUCACGCUGGCCAUGACGGGCGCGGUGGUCACCAUGUCCUGCUCCAUCAUGCUGCUGCUCUAUUUCUUCUACGACUGCUUUGUCUACGUCAUGAUCGCCAUCUUCGGGCUGGGCGCGGGCACCGGCCUCUACAGCUGCUUGGUGCCCGUGGUGCGCCGCCUGCCCGUGUGGCGGGACCGGCGGCCCCUGCCCGGCCGCCGGGCCCGCCUGCAGCUGCCCCUGCUGCUGCUGGCUGGCCUGUGCCUGGUGGUGACGGCCCUCUGGGUCGCCUACCGGAACGAGGACCGCUGGGCGUGGCUGCUGCAGGACACGCUGGGCGUGGCCUACUGCCUCUUCGUCCUGCGGCGCAUGCGCCUGCCCACCCUCCAGAGCUGCGCCUCCUUCCUGCUGGCCCUGCUAGUCUUCGAUGUCUUCUUCGUCUUCAUCACACCCCUGCUCACCAGGACCGGCGAGAGCAUCAUGGUUGGGGUGGCCUCGGGCCCGGCAGACUCCUUGAGCCAUGAGAGGCUGCCCAUGGUCCUCAAGGUGCCCCGGCUGAGCUUCUCGGCCUUCACCCUGUGUGACCAGCCCUUCUCCAUCCUCGGCUUCGGUGACAUCGUGGUCCCCGGCUUCCUGGUGGCCUACUGUCACCGCUUUGACGUGCAGAUCCGCUCGCGGCAGGUCUACUUCGUGGCCUGCACAGCGGCCUACGCUGCGGGCCUGCUGGUCACCUUCUUUGCCAUGGCCCUCAUGCAGAUGGGCCAGCCUGCCCUGCUCUACCUGGUGUCCAGCACCCUGCUCACCAGCCUGGCCGUGGCCGCCUGCCGCCAAGAGCUCGCCCUCUUCUGGACAGGCCAGGUGAGAGCCACAGCCCUCACCCGGCCUGUGCCAGGGCUCUGCAGUGUCCCUUCAGUUGGUUCUGAGCAGAAGCGGGAGCAUGCAGCAGACACCCACAGGGCCUGGGAGCUCGAGGGGGCCACCAUCUCUACCCUGGCAGGAGACUUAGAUAGCAGCCUUGGGGAGGGCACGGCUGAGACUGUCACCAUAUCUGAGGGUGAAGCCACCAGUCUAGAAGGCCACAGUGACAGCUCUGAGGGUUGGAGCGAUGCCAACCUGGAGCCCGGUGACCUGUCGAGUACCCCUGGUGGGGCCUCAGAGGAGCUCUUCCCACUGAUGCCAACGGCCAUGCUGAUACCGCUCAGGCCGCCGCCCUCGGAGCUGGGCCACAUCCAGGCCCAGGCCCAAGCCCACGCCCAUGAGGCCAGCCUGCCCUGGACUGGCCUUCACAAGAGGAAGGGCCUUAAGGUAAAGAAGAGCAUGUCGACCCAAGCUCCCUUGUGA